Molecule: messenger RNA, 570 nt
Organism: Anopheles coustani
Lineage: Eukaryota; Metazoa; Arthropoda; Insecta; Diptera; Culicidae
Exons: 3
Coding region: 1-570 (189 amino acids)
Source: RefSeq, a predicted model, not a curated record
AUGAGGGUGAAAUUAGGCGCCACGUUUGUGCUGCUGGUGGUGCUAGCGACUCGUGAAGCGCACGGUCAGCUAAGGUGUUUCGUGUGCGAAAACUGCCCCGAUCCGUUCGACGGUUCCGCCUUUCCGCAGCAGGACUGCCCGUUGAAUCCCGAUACACCGACGACGACGGUCGCUCCACCGACAGGUGACACGACUAUCCUAACCCCCCCGCCACUGCCAACGAACGGCGAGCCGGAACAGACGACAAUAACGCCGGCCCCACCACCAGCAGAGACCCCACCGGUGCCGGAAACACCGAUCAUCACCCCGCCACCGGUGGCCGGCCGCAGGAAGCGCCAGGUUCCGAAUGGCUACCGGUGCUAUCGGAUUGAACACGCAAGCAUCGUCCGACGCGGGUGCGCCUCUUUCCUGAACAGCGAUACCGAAACCUGCCAGUCCGUAAACGGUGGUCUCACGCCAAACGAUUGCCACAUUUGCGAUUGGGAUGGAUGCAACAGUGCGGCCGGUUUGCGAGUAUCGUUGGUCGCGUUGCUGCUGGCAACCCUGCUCAGUGUGUUGCUGAAACAAUAA